UCUCAUGAUUCUCUGAGGGUGCAGUUGGCGUUUAUUUGUUUAUCAUGGGACAGCUAAUUUCCCAGUGUAAGACGACGACAAGGUUCGCGAUUUGGUGUUGGAGUUUCAACAUCGACCAUCCCGCUGCUGUUGCUGACAGAGACAAGGGGCAAAAGAAGCUGAAGCGCUUCUGGAAGUGGAGGAGAGCUGCAGAAAUCGCCCCCAUAGAGAGCAGUUCUGGAGCGGGUGAGACAGUGAAGCAGGGUCCUGAAAGACCAACUGAGAGCAGAACUGAAGAAGAUAAGAAUUAUCUAUAGCUAGUCACUGUAGAGGACUAUGAUCUUCAGGAAACUGCUCCUCUCAGCGACCCUGUAGAACCUGCGGCGGAGGAACCUCCUGCCACUCACCUUGAGGUCCCACCCACUUCAGAGGAUCAGGACGUCCAAGACACUCCAGUCAGUCCUGCAGCGGGGGACAUUGUGUCUUCUGUGACGAGACCGCUGGAGGACAGUGUGGACAUGAGUCCUGAUGACAACAUUUUCUUCCGCUAUAAGCCAAUUCUGGGCAAUAAGCUGGGUGAAGGAGGAUAUGAGGACAUCUUUGAAGGAAUUUGCUUGGAGAAUGGCCUGAAGGUGGCAGUAAAAUUUGCCACAAAGAUGGACAACAUGGUGUAUAUGACCAUUCCUGGUCAUCCCAAACCCAUACCUUCAGAAGUGGCUCUCCACAUACUUGCCAAUAAGGGCCCCAGUGUUGGCCAGAUUAUUCAGCUGCUGGACUGGCAGGAGGAGGCAGAAUACUACAUCAUGGUCACGGAGUGUCCCUCCCCCUAUGAGACCAUGUUUGAUUUCCUGAAGUGCCAGGGCGGCAACUUAAAUGAAGGGCUAGCAUGGCAUAUGAUGUGGCAGGCAACGCUAGCUGCUGAAAUGUGCUGUCUCCGUGGAGUGCUUCAUAGGAAUCUAAAAUUGGAAAAUCUCCUGGUCAGCAGUGACACACCGGAUGUAAAACUUAUCAACUCUGGGUGUGGUGACCUCCUAAAGGACAGUGCCUACAAGACAUUCUAUGGUACAGAUGUACCCCCCAAAGUUUACUAAGACAGGCGAGUACCAUGGCAAGCCAGCCGUGUGGUCACUUGGGGUGCUUUUGUUUACACUGGUCUGUGGAUGCUAUCCAGACAGCAACGACCACCACAUUAUCAAUGUGAACCCAUGGAUCAAACCUGGC
Messenger RNA from Myxocyprinus asiaticus (Chinese sucker), 1200 nucleotides. RefSeq names its product serine/threonine-protein kinase pim-2-like. The record is from RefSeq and is a predicted model, not a curated record. Gene Ontology annotation, molecular function: ATP binding; protein serine/threonine kinase activity. Gene Ontology annotation, cellular component: cytoplasm. Gene Ontology annotation, biological process: regulation of mitotic cell cycle; negative regulation of apoptotic process; protein autophosphorylation. The coding region runs from base 498 to 1070 and encodes 190 amino acids. NCBI's taxonomy places the organism in Eukaryota, Metazoa, Chordata, Actinopteri, Cypriniformes, Catostomidae. The transcript is spliced from 6 exons.